AUCACCAUGGCGUCGGUUGGGAGUGGGCUUGAACAUCAACGUGGGGCUCAUGAAGGGCCGCAGAGGAAACGAAGGGGCCCGGGACCCCUCGCCACUGCUUACAUGGUCAUCUACAACGUGGUGAUGACGGCCGGGUGGUUGGUCAUCGCAGUGGGUUUGAUCCGAGCUGGCUUGGCAAGGGGCACGUACCAUGGUCUUUAUUAUUCCAUCGAGAAGCCACUGAAGUUCUUUCAGACAGGAGCUUUGCUGGAGAUUCUUCAUUGUGCUGUAGGAAUCGUUCCAUCCUCUGUGGUCCUGACUGGGUUCCAGGUGAUGUCGAGGGUAUUUUUAACAUGGGCAGUAACACACAGCGUCAAACAGGUGCAGAGUGAAGACAGCGUGCUCUUGUUUGUCACUGCGUGGACAAUCACGGAGAUCGUUCGCUAUUCCUUUUACACCUUCAGCCUCCUGAACCAUCUGCCCUAUGUGAUCAAAUGGGCCAGAUACACGCUGUUCAUCGUACUGUAUCCAAUGGGAGUCACUGGCGAGCUACUUACAAUAUAUGCAGCCCUGCCUCAUGUUCGAAGGUCGGGCUUGUAUUCUGUGACCCUGCCAAACAAGUAUAACAUCUCCUUUGACUAUUACACAGUGCUGAUCCUGGUCAUGAUUUCUUACAUCCCAAUUUUUCCACAGCUCUAUUUCCAUAUGCUCCGCCAGAGGAGGAAGGUCCUGACCACAGAUGAAAGCAAGAAGAGCGAGUAGCUGCAGCAAAGAGGAAGAAGGGAGGGGGGUUUGGGGGCAAAGGGCACCUUGACCGGACUCUUUCCUCAGGAUGAUUGUUACGUCCCUAAUGAACUUGAGCAAUUGGUAUGAUUUUUGUUUUUGAUUGGACAUCUUUGUGACUAGUGUUCACCUCAAAGGGUGAAGGGUAUGUUGACCAUCUGAACCAUGACUCUCCAAAUCUGAAUUUAGUUUGUCUUGGCAGUGCAUUUGGUGAGAGGGAAAGGUAACAAAGGGGAAAAUUCAAACUUCCUGAACUCAUUACAGGACCUGAGGAAUUGAUGUCCAAACACACACCAAAUUGCACAUUAAAUCUUCAGUUGCAUUACUUCUGAUUUUUUUUUCCCCUCUGGAUGGAAAAGUUGUUUGACUCUCGGGGCCUGAAGAAGGGAGCCUGUCUCCAUGUGCUUCACUAAGUGGAGAUGAAGCAGCAGCUGGUGAGGACUACUAACUGUCUGGAGUUUCUAGGCUAAAAUCCUUUUAUUCUUUAUGUUGAAGAGUGACCUUAAGGUUGAUCAUUGUGUGUGAGGUUUCAACACCCUUGGAAAAGAUGCCAAGAUGAAUUUGUUAAUCUAGCCUGUUUAAUGAGGAUUUAUUUCAGUUGCCUUGGCUGAGUGGCCCCGGCUCGAGGCUAACAUAAGGCAAACAGUUGGAGUCAUUCCUAAGGUCCCUUUGCUGUGAGUUACUGCCGACUUCCCCCACCCCCUCCAGAAUUGGUUGCCUGUCACACCCAUACUUGUGACACACUGCCUUCCUGCACCAAUCAGAAAGCAAAUAGACCUUUCCCUGAUUGGAUGAUUCUUGACUGUUAAUCAAUAUUGGCCUCUUUAACCCCUUGAUGUCUGACUUUUAUAAUGCAUGAACUGAAAUCUUGAAGCCAUGAGAGAAGCAUGUUCUCUUGAUGCUCCGUUUAUAGUUUUCCUCCAGGGUUUUUCUGGCCUGGAAAUAAACCUUUUUUGAUUUCUGGAGACUCCAGCCUGUUCCUGGAGCGUUGACAACCCCAUGCUGGCAAUACUGCUGGUGUUGGUGACCGUGUAGUUCAUUGACAAACCUUCGAGAACUAGAAGUGGAAGCUAUGCCAUCUGAACAAUUUUAUGAUCCACUUCGUUUGUUCCCACCUCCACCUGCUUUCACCCACCCUUACUCCCCUCCCCCCAACUUGUCACACCCCAACCAUGUUUUGAAAACAAGACAUCUACUGUUUUUGUUUUGAUUGUUAAAGGUGAAAGUCGCUUCAAACUGUGAAGAGUUUAUGUUGUGAUACCACUCCUUUUGAAGGACUGAACUGAGAUUGUGAUUUCAGCUUCCCAGGAAAGGUGGCCAUUCCAGACUCCUGCAAUCAGUUUGUAGUAAAACUGGGCAGAUUGAUAAGACAGGACCAUAACUGGAUCACGUAAUGUUUGAAAAUAAUUUAAGAAAAGAUUUAAGUGCAAGUCCGGCUCGGCCCGUGCAUCAACAGAUCUUAACAUGUUCUUUUGUAUAUUUGGGAUUGUUCUUCAUAAUUAAGGACUUAAAGACUUAGCUUUCUCAAAUUUGCACUUUUUUUUUGCAUGAGUAUUUGUAAUUAAACUUUCCUAAAUGUCUCUAGGUCGGUGUGUAGAUAGGAAAAAGUAACAGAUGACUGUAACACUAUUGCUUGUUAUCUUGUUUGCAAAUUUGUCAAUCAUCUCAGAAAAAGAGCAUGGUUUGGUUUCUAUUCAUUCGCAUUUUGCGUUUUAACCCCAAAAUUCUUAUCAAUUUUUCAAAUUUGCUAUGUAGUAAAGGUAUCGGGCUUUCUGUCGAUGCCUAGGCCUGGAAGUAUUUUCUAUAACCUAUUUAAAUUGUCUUAAUCUUGUAUUCUGAGAACCGAAGAAAUACUUUUGAGUUUGCAUGGUCAUCCUUGGCACAGAUCAACUAGAAGAAACUCCUAUCCGUGUUAUAAUUAAACUUGUGGAACAGCA
Hemiscyllium ocellatum (epaulette shark) is the source of this 2699-nucleotide messenger RNA. RefSeq names its product 3-hydroxyacyl-CoA dehydratase 2 (gene hacd2). Gene Ontology annotation, biological process: fatty acid elongation; sphingolipid biosynthetic process; very long-chain fatty acid biosynthetic process. Gene Ontology annotation, cellular component: endoplasmic reticulum membrane. The record is from RefSeq and is a predicted model, not a curated record. NCBI's taxonomy places the organism in Eukaryota, Metazoa, Chordata, Chondrichthyes, Orectolobiformes, Hemiscylliidae. Gene Ontology annotation, molecular function: 3-hydroxyacyl-CoA dehydratase activity. The coding region runs from base 7 to 741 and encodes 244 amino acids. The transcript has 7 exons.